CGGACCGGGCGCUGCGGGGCUGGGCGGCCACGGCGCCCGCCCGCCUGCUGCUGCUGGGGGUGAUAAGCGGCUGCGGGCGGUGGGGAGGCACCGCACCUUCCUCCUCCUCCUCCUCUCCUCCUCCUCCUCUCCUCCUCCUCCGCCUGACGUCAGCCCGCGGCCCCGCUCAGUCUCGGGCGGCCGGCGGCGGGCAUGGCUGGGGGGCGGCGGCCGGCGGGGCUCGCCCUGGGCUGGGGCUGCUGCCUGCUGCUCUGCUGCGCUGCAGCCAGCAAGCUGGAGAUCUCCAUGCCAGCCGUGGUGGAGGUGGAGAUCGGGGGCACAGCCAGGAUCGAGUGCAACUUCUCCAUCCCUGAGAACACUUCCGUCACCUACCUCGACUGGUUCUACGUGGACCGCAGCAACCGGCAGGUGAGGCUGUACCACGUCACGGCCGACGAGGUCCUGCAGGACGACACGGACUACAAGAAGCGGCUGUCCCUGGGGAGGGACAAGGCGCUGUCCCUCAGCGCGGUGACGGUGCAGGACGCCAGGACCUUCGUGUGCCAGGUCGGAGCUGGCAGCUACGGCGUGGGCGAGAGCAGCACCGAGCUCAGCGUCUACAAGGUCCCCAAGACCCCUGAGAUUGAGCCCAACCCGGGAGGCAUCCCUGUGGACAGCACUGAAAUCCCACAGAUCGCCAGGUGCGUGAGCAAGAACAGCUUCCCAUCUCCCAACAUCACGUGGCACAAGAACGGGGAGCAGCUGCACGCGCAGGAGGACAAGGUGACAAUCCAGUCGACGGUGAUCCGCGAGUCGAGCGGGCUGUACACGGUGAGCAGCACGCUGUACGCGGCCGUCAUGCGUGAGGACCGCCACUCCCGCUACCACUGCACCGUGCACUACUGGCUGCAGGGACAGAGGCACGCCCUGGAGUCACGGGGGGUCAAGGUCAACAUCUUCUACCCCACCGAGCACCUGAAGCUGCAGGUGGUGUCGUCCUCGGCGCUGGUGAAGGAAGGGGACAAUGUGACGCUGGUCUGCGAGGCUGAUGGGAACCCACAGCCCGUCUUCAGCUUCUUUAAAAAAAACCGGGAUGAGUGGCAGGAUCUGUCGUCGCUGGCAGAGCCCGACAGCGGGGUCCUGAACCUGCACGACGUGGACAAGAGCAGCAGUGGCACGUACAGGUGCCAGUCCCUGGACCUGGAUGACAUGUCACAGAUAGAGGAGGACGUGGAUCUUGUCGUGAACUACAUUGAAGGGGUCCAUGUGAAGAUGGAGCCAUCCUCAACCCUCCGUGAAGGGGACAGCGUGACGCUGAGCUGUAACGCCUCCAGCCCCGUGGACCUGAAGUACCAGUGGAGGGAUGACAAGGGCGCGCAUCUGGUGGAAGGGAGGAAGCUCUUCCUGAGCAACCUCACCUUCGAAAACUCCAACACCUUCAGCUGCAAGGUGAUGGCCCCGACCGUGCCGGGGCUGGAGCAGAGCAAGAAGGUGUCCGUGGCUGUCGAGGGGAAGCCGCGGAUCGUGGCCAUCAGCUCCCCGCUGUACGUGCGCCAGGACCAGCUGAUCAACCUGACCUGCAAGGCCAUCGCCUUCCCCCGGCCCACGGUGCAGUGGAGCAUCAACGGCACGGCUCACGAGUACAUGGACAACCAGCACAUUGCCAGCAACCUGACCGUGCGUGUGAACCACGACCUGCUGCGGGCAGGAGCCAUGUGCAGGGUGUCCAACAAGCUGGGGGUCAGUGAGAAGCACAUCCAGCUGGUGGAUCAAAAGUCAACAGCAGAGAGCCAAGGGGUGAUCAUCGUGGCCAUCAUCGUGGCCAUCCUUGUGGUGGCUGUGCUGGGUGCUGUCAUCUACUUCCUGCACAAGAAAGGCAAGAUCCCGUGUGGCCGAGCAGGCAAGCAGGACAUCACAAAGCCAGAGGCCCGUAAAGACAAGAUUGUAGUUGAAGUUAAGUCAGAUAAACUUUCCGAAGAGGCGGGGCUCCUGCAGGGCGCCAACGGCGAGAAGAGAGCCGCAGCUGACCAGAGCGAGAAAUACAUCGAUCUGAGAAACUAGAGAGGAGACCCACUAAGUGCUUUCUUCCUUCAAACCUUUCCUGCUCUUGGAUUGCCUUCUCCCACCCCUGCUCCAGCCCCUGGGGAGCACGGCCAGAGGCCACCCGAGUGUCACCGUGCUGGGGACACCUCCCUGACUCACCUGGCCAUUACCUCAGCCCUGGGCUUGCAGGUGUUGCCUUAGCAGCAAAGCUGGACUCGCUUUACUACUCCAGAGAAGCCACAGCAAUAUUAGGAAGAACUAUAUCCCAUUAAUCCCUGCUUGGUGGAAGGAUUUGAGGCUCUUUCAGGUAAUCUGUUCUGUACAUGUUGUGGGGAGGUUUCGACGCUUUCUUUUUACCCUGACCUUGCUCAGAGAGGCUGGUGAAAUUUGGUUUUUGGGAUGUCUGAGGCACCUUAGGUGUAAUGGGUGCAGGUUGGAGGAGAGAAGAGUGGAAAAGAGGGGUGUGCUAGAGAGGUGUUGGCAGCUUCUGAGAGGUUCUGAGUGCUUUGUUUUGUCUUUGAACCGUUCCUGGGUUGGUUUGUCCAGCAGUGCUGAGAUCCCACAGGAGCAGAGGACGUGGCAGGGCAAGGCAGGGGUGCCAGAAGGGCAUUGGGGUGUCUGGUUUGGAGGGGCAGGGCUCCCCUCUCCCCUCUGAAUUGUAGGGACGCUGCCCAGCUGCUGCGACAGCAGCACCCACAUCUCCCUCAGAUUUAAAUUUAAAUUAAAAAUCAGCCAGGGCCAGUCAGUGACGUCUCAGGGUUUUUCGUGCUCAGCAUUGCCAGUGCCAGGUCCAGCUCCUCUCUGUGCUUCUCUGGCUCCGCAGUGAGGAGGGGAGAGGGGCAAGAACCUGCCAGGAGCUCCCUCCUGCCCUGCCCCACCUCAGAGCCCCUCGUGCCUCUCAAUCACCCCCCGAGCUCUGCUGCCCACCAGCCUCUGUCCCCUGGGUGUCCCAGCCCUGCUACACGUGGUGUCCGAGCAAAAGCUUUGGUUUAUAUAUAUAUAUUUUCGUUGGAUUGUGUGUACAUAUCCAGGAGUUUUGUUUCGGUUUGUUGUUUGUUUCAUUUUUUUUCUUUUUUUUUUUCUUUUUUUGUCCGAUACUUGCGAGGUUUGUUGUUUUGGUUUUUUUUAUAUAUAUGUGAAAAUAAAGUACGGAUUCAAAGCUGA
This is a messenger RNA of Prinia subflava (tawny-flanked prinia), 3186 nucleotides long. RefSeq names its product melanoma cell adhesion molecule (gene MCAM). The transcript has 15 exons. The record is from RefSeq and is a predicted model, not a curated record. Gene Ontology annotation, cellular component: plasma membrane. Gene Ontology annotation, molecular function: laminin receptor activity. NCBI's taxonomy places the organism in Eukaryota, Metazoa, Chordata, Aves, Passeriformes, Cisticolidae. Bases 193 to 2040 code for a protein of 615 amino acids.